This is a messenger RNA of Podarcis lilfordi (Lilford's wall lizard), 189 nucleotides long. NCBI's taxonomy places the organism in Eukaryota, Metazoa, Chordata, Lepidosauria, Squamata, Lacertidae. The record is from the annotation of a GenBank genome assembly.
AUGCGACUCCCACCUGAGUCCUCACGCCGCCCCCGCUGCCCAACUCUCAAACCACCGCGGCGAGGCAAUCAACAUCCGGGUCCCGCCGCGCCAUUCGACGAGGACGUGACGCUAAGCAGGCGGCGGCGCACGCGCUCCGGAAGUGACCGCAAAGUAUUGGCAAGCGCCGGCUUCGUUCGCGCCGACUAG